AUAUUAAGCUGAAGCUUAGAAGCAAGCAAGGCAGAGUAACUAGAAACACACCAAAAUGUGGAAGAGAGCCUUCGUCGGCGCCGCCACGGCCGCCGCCGCCCUCCGCCGUCCAUUCCCCUCGUUAAUCCGCGGCGCCACCAGCAGCUCAUCGUCCAACUCAAUCUCUUCUGCCGUGAACUCGAUGCUCCUCCGCUCCCUCAAAGACCACUAUCUCGAAGUCGCCAAAAUGAACAUGCCCCCUAAAGUUGGACCUCCAUCGCCGUUCACGAUCGUAAAAGGCGCACUCGAUUCUAACGGCCCUGUGCUGAAGCGGAACUACGGCGACGAAGAGAUCACAAUCUACGUCAUGCGCUUGGCCGCCAACGACGACGAAGACGGCGACGGCGGCGGCGGUGGCGGAGUCAUUGAUCAACUGUUCAUUCACGUGGAUGUGUCGAAACCAAAUCAGAACGAAUGCUUGAUGUUUCUGUGCGGAUUAUACGAAGAUGCUCUGGGGAUUCACUCAGUUUCAAUGAGACCUAAGCUUCAAGAAUCUGGUGGCGGUUACCUCCUCGUUCCUUCGCAAUACGCUGGUCCAUCUUUUGCGAACUGGAAAAUUGAAUUGCUGAACUCAAAUUGUAAGCUCUUAAGAGUUUACUAGUAAAAUUGUUACCUUGAUUUGGGGACCUAAGCUUGUUAUCAGUUUGAUAAGCUUGCUAAUUAGGGUUGGUUUUAGGUGGCAAAUUAACAAUUUUUCCUUUUAGUGAAAAUCGUAGGCAGCUCUUCAUCUACUUGGAUAAAUGUUGAAGAGUUUCUAGUCUAAGAUAACAGAGAAACUUAAGUAUUAGUUUUCUAAAAGCAAAAGGGUGCCUAUUUUCUUGUUACUAUGCCCUAAGGCAAGGAGGAGUUUGGUCGAAUUGGAAGGGAUGAAGCUUGUGUAGUUUGAUGCAUUAGUGGCGUUGUAAAGCUUAGACAAAGAUUGUUUAAUCUCUUUUUGCCAGAGUAACAGUUGAUUGCCAAAACAUGCCAACUCAGUACCCCGUUCACAGAGAUUAUCCCAGGGGCAAACGUGAGUCACAAUUGCAUAUUUGGAGGACUAGAUUAGGUAAAUUGAAAUUUGGGGGUUGAAAAUGAGGCCGGGAUCUAAUUUCACGGGGGGCCAAAAUGGGUAUUAACUCGCCACAUAGAAGAAGCAUUCAUUUUGGUUUAGACUUAGAGUUUGUAUGGUCUUAUUCCAUAUAGUUUAGGGCAAAUUACA
Arachis ipaensis is the source of this 1237-nucleotide messenger RNA. NCBI's taxonomy places the organism in Eukaryota, Viridiplantae, Streptophyta, Magnoliopsida, Fabales, Fabaceae. The record is from RefSeq and is a predicted model, not a curated record.